Colletotrichum truncatum is the source of this 1818-nucleotide messenger RNA. Lineage: Eukaryota; Fungi; Ascomycota; Sordariomycetes; Glomerellales; Glomerellaceae. The record is from RefSeq and is a predicted model, not a curated record.
AUGGCACCCAACAACGGCCAAAAGGGAUCCAAGUUCUCCCAUCUGCCUCUUAGUACCAGCGGCCCAAUACACUGUGCCGUCACGGGCAGCGCCUUGCUUAACACGCCCUAUCUCAAUAAAGGCACCGCCUUUCCAGAAGACGAACGCCGAGAGUUCAACCUCACCGGGCUGUUACCUCAGAGCAUUCAUACUCUGGAUCAGCAGUUGAAGAGGGCGUAUCAGCAGUAUUCCACGCGACAGGAUGAUCUGGCCAAGAAUACCUUCUUGACGUCGUUGAAGGAGCAGAAUGAAGUGCUCUAUUACAAGUUAUUGCAAGUGCAUCUGCCGGAGAUGUUCAGCGUGGUGUAUACUCCCACCGAAGGAGAUGCCAUCCAGAACUUCUCGCGGCUUUUCAGGCGGCCUGAUGGCUGUUUCCUGAACAUCAACGAUAUAGAUCGGGUCUACCACGACCUUGCGCAGUGGGGAACACCCGAUGAUAUCGACUACAUCGUCGUCACAGACGGAGAAGAGAUCUUGGGAAUAGGAGACCAGGGAGUCGGCGGCGUGCUCAUCUCAGUCGCCAAGCUCGUCCUUACAACUCUCUGUGCGGGCGUGCACCCGAAUCGCACACUCCCGGUAGUCCUAGACUGCGGCACCAACAACGAGGAGCUGCUAAACGACGAUCUCUACUUGGGUCUGCGGCAGAAACGUGUCAGGGGACAUCGAUAUGACCGGUUCGUCGACGAGUUCGUCACGGCCGCCAGGCGGCUGUAUCCGAGGGCGUAUAUCCACUUUGAAGAUUUCGGGCUCACAAACGCGAGACGAAUUCUGGAGCAAUACCGUCCCCACAUCCCGUGUUUCAACGACGACGUACAGGGAACGGGAUGCGUUACGCUGGCGGCGAUCAUGGCCGCUCUGCACGUGAGCAAGCAGAAACUGUCUGAUCUACGACUCGUCAUAUUUGGCGCCGGAUCCGCGGGCGUUGGAAUCGCCGAUCAGGUUGCGGAUGCGAUUGCAACGGAGGCGGGGAUUAGCAAGGAAGACGCGGCCAAGCAGAUAUGGCUGAUUGACAAGCCCGGCUUGUUGACUACGGAAAGCGAGUUGUCCUCCGCGCAAAAGGGUUUUGCACGAGACGCGGCCGAGUGGAAGGACAAAAGUGGCGACCUGUUGUCCGUUGUCAAAAACGUCAAACCCAAUGUCUUGAUCGGCACAUCGACGAAACCGAAGGCAUUCACCGAGGAAAUCGUCAAGGCGAUGGCCGAGGGAGUUGAGAGGCCCAUCAUCCUCCCCUUAUCCAACCCUACCCGCCUUCACGAGGCUGUUCCGGAAGACAUUUACAAGUGGACGGAGGGCAAAGCGCUCGUUGCUACGGGAUCACCGUUCAAACCCGUCAAAGGCCCUUGGGGUCCUGACGGCAAGGAGAUCGAGAUCGAAGUGGCGGAGUGUAACAACUCCGUCGUCUUCCCCGGCAUCGGACUCGGCUCCGUGUUGUCACGGGCCCGCCUUGUAACCGACAAGAUGCUCGUCGCGGCGGUAGAGGGCGUAGCAUCGCUCAGCCCCGCGCUUAAAGACCAGACGGCACCGUUGCUGCCGGGCGUUGAUGUCGUCAGGGACGUCAGCGUCAGGGUUGCCCGGAACGUGAUCAAAGCCGCCGUGGAGGAGGGCGUCGCGACGGAGGACGGGAUCCCUGACGAUGAUAAUGAGCUGGAUGAGUGGAUCCGUGAGCAGAUGUGGACGCCCGAGUAUCGCAGGCUGGAGCUUGUCAAGUUUGAAGGCGCGAGUAGGGAGGCGAGGGGAGAGAUGAAGGUCGCAGGGAGUCUCAGCAAGGUUGGCAAGUGA